AUGCCGGGGGUCGCGGUGGUCCAGGGUCCCCUGAUCCCCUCGCCAGCCCCCUCCCCACAACCGGCGCUGCCCGCUUUGGUGCCUCAGAGACCCCCCCCAGGGGAGGUCCCGUUCCAGAGGCCGAGCUCCUCCAGCGAGGACCUGCUGUCCUCCAGCCCCGAGAGCCAGCCGGGGGGCUCCAAGGCCGCCGUGGGGCAGCCCCUGCUGCAGCCCACCCGGGCGGACGCGGCCGAAGGGCAGAAGCCCCGAGCGGUGCAGCUGAUCGAAGAGGAUCCCUACGAGAAACCAGAGCGUGUCCUGAAGCUGCUGGAAGAGCUGGAGCGGUUCCGAGGGGCCGUGGGGAGGCUGGAGCAGUUCAGCAUCGCCAUCGCCCGCUGCUACUCCAUGAAGAACCGGCACCAGGACAUCAUGCCCUACGACAGGAACCGCGUGGUGCUGCGCUCUGGCAAGGAUGACUACAUCAACGCCAGCCGCGUGGAGGGGCUGUCCCCCUACUGCCCACCCCUCAGCACCACCCAGGCCCCGCUCCUCGGCACCGCUGCCGACUUCUGGCUCAUGGUCCAUGAGCAGAAGGUCUCGGUCAUCGUCAUGUUGGUGUCCGAGCAGGAGCUGGACAAGCAGAAGGUGCUGCGGUACUUCCCGGUGGAGCGGGGCCAGCCCGUGGUGCACGGACCCAUCACCCUGGUGCUCACCAGCCUGAAGGUCACCCCCACCCACGUGGAGAGGAUGGUGACCCUGCAGUACCGCGACCAGAGCCUCAAGCGCACCGUGGUCCAUCUCCAGUUCACCUCCUGGCCAGAGCUGUAUGGCUGCUGCUGA
Messenger RNA from Chaetura pelagica (chimney swift), 819 nucleotides. It is a transcript of the gene PTPN23, whose product is annotated as protein tyrosine phosphatase, non-receptor type 23. Bases 1 to 819 code for a protein of 272 amino acids. Gene Ontology annotation, molecular function: protein tyrosine phosphatase activity. Gene Ontology annotation, biological process: protein dephosphorylation. The transcript has 4 exons. NCBI's taxonomy places the organism in Eukaryota, Metazoa, Chordata, Aves, Apodiformes, Apodidae. The record is from RefSeq and is a predicted model, not a curated record.